AUGUUUUCCUUGAACCUAAAAAGAAAAAAAGAAUUUGAGAAAAGAAUUUCUGAUGAUGAGGGAGAAGAAUCUCAUGAUGAGGAGGAUGUGGAGGCAAAUUCAAUUAAAAAAAUUAAAUCAAUAGUAGCAGCAACAACACCCUCAUCAUCUCAAAUAGAAACAAGAACAAGAAUAACUGUUUUAGAAGAAGAUACUGCUGAAAAUGGUGUUGAUAGAAUUGAUCAGGUUUGUCAAAACUCCAAAAGAAUAAAAUUAAAUAAUGAAGAGAUAUGUACCUCUGACAUCAAUUAUUCAGCAGAUGAACCAGCAUAUUUUAGGAUCAUAGAUUUAAGUGGAGAAGACAUUGGGUUCAAAAAAAUAUUCACUGAAAUUGAAUGGUCUGAAAUAAUACAAGAUUUAAAAACAAUUGCUUUCAACCUUGAACGACUUCCAAAUUCAGUGAGUGAAGGAUAUUUCUCUAGUUCAUUCACAAAUAUGUUGACCAAAGGUAUCUUGACUUAUGCGCAUGGUUUAUCAUAUGAUGAAGGUGAGACACAAAGCUUAGCAUCAACAUUAGUAAAAAAUUUGGAUCAGGACCCCACUAGCAGAAGCAUCAUAGGUCAAGAAUGUGACUGUUGUGUUCAUAAGGGUGGUUUUGAAUAUGUAACUGGACUGAGGUCUGGAGGGCUACCUGAGGCAGCCAAAUCAAAAAAAUGGGGGGAUAAGGUUGACCUUGCUGUUACAAUGAGAGAUGUUUUACUAAAAGAAGGACUUGAAAACAAUGGAGUUGAUGCAGAGAACUUUAGGAAAAUUUUUACUCUGGGAAUGCAUAGUUAUGGAUACAAAUACAAUGUUUAUGGAAUUGACUGGAAAGCCAAGAACCUUUGGCAGUUUGGACUACUUCAAGAAACAAAUUUACCACAAAUUAUCAACCAAUUUCCAAUGAUUGAAAAGACCAUCACUUUGUUGUUGAGGGUUGAGCCAUUAAAAGAUAUGAUUAGAAUACUCUCAAAACUUAUAACAAAUGAUAAUAAAGUUUUGAUACCAGAAUUUUAUGAUAAAGUUAGAGAAGCAACAUCAAAUGAAAAAAAAUUAUAUGAACCAAUUAUCAAAUCAGUUAAUAGGAGUAAAUUAUUAUUUGGUAAUGAAAAUAAAGAUUUGAUAGAUUCGUUGAUGUUGAGAUGGAGAUAUCCAUCACUAACUAUACAUAGAAUAGAUGUAAGUGGACCAAAUGAUAAUACAACAGUUAUAUCACAUAAAGCAGAAGCUAUAUUAAGCAUGAGGAUUGUACCAGAUCAAAAUAUAAAUGAUAUAAUUAAAAAUUUUCAAAUAUUUGUAAAUGAAAAAUUUGAAGAGUUGACAACUGAUAAUUGUUUAAAGAUUACUAUAAAUAACAUGGCAGAUUGGUGGUUAGGCAAUCCUGAAAAUAAAUAUUUUAAAGCAGCCGAAGAAGCAAUUGAAGAAGAAUGGGGAAUAAAACCAUUGUAUAUAAGAGAAGGUGGAUCAAUUCCAGCAGUAAGCUGGUUGGAAAAAAAAUUCAAUGCAAUAACUGUACAUUUACCAAUUGGUCAGUCAACAGAUCAAGCUCAUUUAAAGAAUGAAAGAAUUAGAUUGCAAAAUUUGUAUGCUGGUAGAAGAAUAUUUAAAAAUUUAUUUGAUAAGUUUAAUUAUUUAUAA
Entrophospora sp. SA101 is the source of this 1656-nucleotide messenger RNA. Lineage: Eukaryota; Fungi; Glomeromycota; Glomeromycetes; Entrophosporales; Entrophosporaceae. The record is from the annotation of a GenBank genome assembly.